AUGAAUAAACAUGAAUCAAUAAAAAAUCGUAUAAUACAUAACAUACACAAGAAAAUUACAAAAGGAAAGAAAGAUGAAAAUACAGACACACAUGAAACUAGUAAUAGUAUGCAUGACAUAAGUGGGGGAUCCUUUGUUGAUCUUCGAGAAAGUCAUAGUAGUAAUGAAGAUCAAAAAAGUGAAAAUGAUAAAGAAAAUAAAGCUUGUAAUGUAGAAAAUGAAGAAAGUAAUGACGAUAACCAAUAUUUAACUCACUAUAAUGAUGGGUAUUUAAGAAGUUUUCUUAAAACUACAGUUGUUAGCCCAUGUUUGAAUGCUCUUUUAGGGACUAAAGUAAUUUCUUUUUUAAAUGAAAAGGAAAGAAACAGAGUUUCAAUGACAUGUAAACUUUUAUUUGUUGAAGUUCAUUCAAUAAAUAAUCUAAAGCAAUUAUAUAAAAAUAAAUUCAUAAAAAAUAGCCAAAGAAAAUUUAUUUGGAAAGCUAUAUUAUUAGCCGAAAAUAUUUAUAUAAAUGAAGAACAAUAUAGUGAACUUCAAAAAAAAAAUAGUUCUUAUGAUAAUAUAAUUGAAAAAGACAUUGAUAGAACUUUUCCAAAUAAUCCAUAUUUUUUAAAUCGAAAAGAAGAUAUACAAAAUAAAUUAUCAAGUAUAUUAAAAAUAUGCUCAUUAUAUUUUAAAGACAUAGGUUAUUGUCAAGGUAUGAAUUAUGUUGCUGGAAUAUUGUUAUUAGUUUUUCAAAACAAUUUAGACGCAAUACGUUGUUUUAUUGCAUUAUUAAAAGGGUUUAAUUUAAAAGGCAUGUUUAUAUAUAAAUUUCCACAAUUAAAAAAAAUUAUAUAUCAAUUAAAUAUAUUAAUAAAAACUUAUAUGCCUAAAUUGUUUUAUUAUUUUAAAAGAAAAAAAAUAAAAAUCGAUUUCUUUUGUAUAAAUUGGUUUAUGACAUUAUUUUCUCAAGAUUUAAGUUUUGAAAAUACAUUAAAAUUAUGGGAUAUGUUUUUUUUAUUUGGUAUUAAAAUUUUAAUUAAAUUUAGUCUAGCUAUUUUAUAUCAUCAUCAACAAAAAAUUCUGACCAUGUCAUACGAUCAAGCUUUAAUUUUUCUCAAGUCCAUUACUAAAUUACCAUUUACUAAUUACCUUUUUGAAGAACAAAACUUUUUUAAAUAUUUAAAUAAAUUUAAAGUAACUAAUCGCAUGUUAAGACAUAUUAUAUUAUUCAAAAAAAAUAAUGAAAAGGUAGAAAUCCAUGUUGAAAAAAAAAAUAUUGGCAAGGUUAAGUGGUCUUUUUUGUUAAAGCAAAAUUCAAAAAAAUUCAAAAAUAAAAAUUUUAAUAAUACCACACACAUAAAUAAAAUAUCAUUUUUUGAUAAGUUGAUCGAUAUUAUAGCUUAUAAAGCUUCCUCUAUAAUGAUACCAAGAGAUAAUCCUACCCUAACUUAUAAUGAUCAGCAAAAUAGACAAUAUAAAUAUAACAGCGUAGGUGCAAACCUUUAUACUCCUAAUUUUCAAUUACCCACACUAGAUUAUGAAAAUAAAUCACCUGACCAUUCAUAUUCAAAUGAAAUACUAGCUAAUAAUAAUAGUUGCCUUGGAAUUAAUUUUAAUACUAAUUUAUUAUGUGGCAUUACCCAAAAAACGGAAAUCGAACAAGAUUACCAAGACGAUAAAAGAGAAUAUAUUGUACCUGACCAACUCCCUUUAAUGGAAUCAAAUAUGUAUUUUGACUUUAAUUUGACAAAAUAA
Messenger RNA from Plasmodium vinckei vinckei, 1740 nucleotides. Its product is annotated as GTPase-activating protein, putative. The record is from RefSeq and is a predicted model, not a curated record. The transcript has a single exon. NCBI's taxonomy places the organism in Eukaryota, Apicomplexa, Aconoidasida, Haemosporida, Plasmodiidae. The coding region runs from base 1 to 1740 and encodes 579 amino acids.